Kogia breviceps (pygmy sperm whale) is the source of this 7375-nucleotide messenger RNA. Lineage: Eukaryota; Metazoa; Chordata; Mammalia; Artiodactyla; Physeteridae. The record is from RefSeq and is a predicted model, not a curated record.
AUGCAGGCGGCGGCGGCGGCUGUAUCCGUGCCCUUCUUGCUGCUCUGCGCCCUGGGGACCUGUCCCCCGGCGGGCUGCGGCCGGGCAGGAGACGCCUCGUUGACGGAGCUGGAGAGGAGGAAGGAAAACCGCUUCCUGGAGCGCCAGAGCAUCGUGCCACUCCGGCUCAUCUACAGCUCGGGCGAGGACGAAACUGGACACGACGCGCUCGAUACGCGGGUGCGGGGCGACCCCGGCGGCGGGCAGUUGACUCACGUUGACCAGGCAAGCUUCCUGCUGGGUGCCUUUGGAACAUCGUUUAUUCUUGAUGUCCUGCUAAAUCAUGAUUUGCUGUCCUCUGAAUACGUGGAGAGACACAUUGAACAUGGAGGGAAGACUGUGGAAGUGAAAGGAGGAGAACACUGUUACUACCAGGGCCAUAUCCGAGGAAACCCUGCCUCAUUUGUGGCAUUGUCAACAUGCCAUGGACUUCAUGGGAUGUUCUGUGAUGGGAACCACACCUAUCUCAUCGAGCCAGAAGUAAAUGACACCUCCCAGGAGGAUUUCCGUUUUCAUUCGGUUUACAAAUCCAGACUGUUUGAAUUUCCCUUGGAUGAUCUUCCAUCUGAAUUCCAACAAGUAAACAUCACUCCACCAAAAUUUAUUUUGAAGCCAAGACCAAAAAGGAGUAAACGACAGCUUCAUCGAUAUCCUCGUAACGUAGAGGAGGAAACCAAAUAUAUUGAACUGAUGAUUGUGAAUGAUCAUCUCAUGUUUAAAAAACAUCGGCUUUCAGUGGUACUUACCAAUACCUAUGCGAAAUCUGUGGUGAACAUGGCGGAUUUAAUAUAUAAAGACCAACUUAAGACAAGGAUAGUAUUGGUUGCCAUGGAAACCUGGGCGGCUGACAACAAGUUUGCCAUAUCUGAAAAUCCAUUGAUCACCCUACGUGAGUUUAUGAAAUACAGGAGGGAUUUUAUCAAAGAGAAAAGUGAUGCAGUUCACCUUUUUUCGGGAAGUCAAUUUGAGAGUAGCCGGAGCGGGGCAGCUUAUAUUGGUGGGAUUUGCUCGUUGCUGAAAGGAGGAGGCGUGAAUGAAUUUGGGAAAACGGAUUUAAUGGCAGUUACACUUGCCCAGUCAUUAGCCCAUAAUAUUGGUAUUAUCUCAGACAAAAGAAAGUUAGCAAGUGGUGAGUGUAAAUGUGAGGACACGUGGUCUGGAUGCAUAAUGGGAGACACUGGCUAUUAUCUUCCUAAAAAGUUCACCCAGUGUAAUAUUGAAGAGUAUCAUGACUUCCUGAAUAGUGGAGGUGGUGCCUGCCUUUUCAACAAACCUUCUAAGCUUCUUGAUCCUCCUGAGUGUGGCAAUGGCUUCAUUGAAACUGGAGAGGAGUGUGACUGUGGGACCCCGGCAGAAUGUGUCCUUGAAGGAGCAGAGUGUUGUAAGAAAUGCACCUUGACUCAAGACUCCCAGUGCAGUGAUGGUCUUUGUUGUAAAAAGUGCAAGUUUCAGCCUAUGGGAACUGUAUGCCGUGAAGCAGUAAAUGAUUGUGAUAUUCGUGAAACAUGCUCAGGAAAUUCAAGCCAGUGUGCCCCCAAUAUUCAUAAGAUGGAUGGUUAUUCAUGUGAUGGUAUACAGGGAAUUUGCUUUGGAGGAAGAUGUAAAACCAGGGAUAGACAAUGCAAAUACAUCUGGGGGCAAAAGGUGACAGCAUCAGACAAAUACUGCUAUGAGAAACUGAAUAUUGAAGGCACCGAGAAGGGUAACUGUGGCAAAGACAAAGACACAUGGAUACAGUGCAACAAACGGGAUGUACUUUGUGGUUACCUUUUGUGUACGAACAUUGGUAAUAUCCCGAGGCUUGGAGAACUCGAUGGUGAAAUCACAUCUACUUUAGUUGUACAGCAGGCAAGAACAUUAAACUGCAGUGGUGGGCAUGUUAAACUUGACGAAGAUGUAGACCUUGGCUAUGUAGAAGAUGGGACACCUUGUGGUCCCCAAAUGAUGUGCUUAGAACACAGGUGUCUUCCUGUGGCUUCCUUCAACUUUAGUACUUGUUUAAGCACUAAAGAAGGCACUGUUUGUUCAGGAAAUGGAGUUUGCAGUAAUGAGCUGAAGUGUGUGUGUAACAGACACUGGGUAGGUGAGGACUGCAGCACUUACUUCCCUUACAAUGAUGAUGCAAAGGCUGGCAUUACUCUGUCUGGCAAUGGUGUUGCUGGUACCAAUAUUAUAAUAGGCAUAAUUGCUGGCACCAUUUUAGUGCUGGCCCUCAUAUUAGGAAUAACUGCAUGGGGCUAUAAAAACUAUCGAGAACAGAGACAGUUACCCCAGGGAGAUUAUGUAAAAGAGCCUGGAGAUGGCGACUCUUUUUAUAGCGACAUUCCUCCUGGAGUGAGCACAAACUCAGCAUCUAGUUCUAAGAAGAGGUCUGCUUUUCUGUCGCAUUUUCAGAUUUCUACCUGUUCCAUCACACAUUAUUCCAUUAGUCAGAACAUUUCAUUAUUUUGCAGCAGGUCAAACGGACUCUCUCAUUCUUGGAGUGAAAGGAUUCCAGACACAAAACAUAUUUCAGAUAUCUGUGAAAAUGGGCGACCUCGCAGUAACUCUUGGCAAGGUAACCUGGGAGGCAACAGAAAGAAAAUCAGAGGCAAAAGAUUUAGACCUCGGUCUAAUUCAACUGAGAGGGAGCCCCAAGCACCUGAGCCUGGGCACUCCCUCGCCCAGACAGUCCCAUCCCAAGGCAUAAACCCAGGGGGCUCUGACAGCCCCCAGACAGGGAGUCUGGAUCACAGGUAUUUAAACCCAUGGUUCAAAAGAGACUAUAAUGUAGCUAAGUGGGUAGAAGAUGUGAAUAAAAACACUGAAGGACCAUACUUUAGCUCCCAAGAUGGCCAGCGUCAGGAAGACAGGACUUUAUCUCCUGCCAAGUCUCCUUCUUCGUCAACUGGGUCUAUUGCCUCCAGCAGAAAAUACCCUUAUCCAAUGCCUCCCCUUCCCGAUGAGGAGAAGAAAGUGAACCGACAAAGUGCCAGGCUAUGGGAGACAUCCAUUUAAGAUCAGCUGUUUACAUGUGACACAUCGAAACUGUUUACUUCAACUUUUAUAGAAACUCAGCCUCACUGAAUCACUGCAAAUCUAUCUGCUCUUCAAACAACUCGAAAACAUCUCUGAAUGCCACAGAGGAGAGGAAGCCGAGACUCACAUCUGGAUACCAUUUUCUUUUUGUCAUUGGCUUCAGAUUUAAUUGAACCAUGAAAAGAACUACUGAAAUGUUACACUAUAACAUGGAACAACUAAGGUACUGGUAAUGUUAAUGGAUAAUCCGCAUGACAGAUAAUAUGUAGAAAUAUCACUGAAGUUAACUCACAUGACCCAAAUGUAGCAAGUUUCCUAAGGGACAAUAGUGGAUUCAGAACUUGACAUUCUGAAGCACAUACUCAUUGUAGACAGUAAUGCUAUGUGCAUGAAGCUUCUGUUUAUUGUUUUCCACAUUUAAGGAAACAACAUCCCAUAAUAGAAACUAGCAUGCAGGGCUAAGGCAUAUAAGGAUUUCUUCUGCAGGACUUUAAAGCUUGAGAGGCCAAUAUCCCACAUGCUAACUGUAAACAUGUAUUUUUCUUUUUUUUUACUUUUCAUAUUUAUAUCAGCAUACAAGGACAAUUGUACAUAUGUAAACAUUUUUAAAAUUAUAAAAAAAGCAGCUGUUACACACAAGUGUAUUUUGCCAGAUGCCUAAAAACAAUCAGUCACAAUCACGUCAUCAUCAUCCAUCAAAUGGUCUUCAAAGAUUAUGACCGGAUGAUGUCGUAAAUAUAGUGGUCAGGGCUGUAUAUGUGUCUCCCCAUAAUUGGUAUUUGUCCAAACCAUGUGCUAUCCCUUUAAAGUGUGCACAGUCUAGAGGCAGUUUUAUUGAGUAAUUAAUUGAACAAGAGAACAAAAUGUCCGACAGAACUUAGGGCCUCCACAGCUUGCUUACUGCCUCAAGGCGCUCUGCCGCCAGCUGGCUGCUCCCUGGGAAUCCUCCAGCCUGUCCAUCUUCCUUCUGGGGGCUACAGCGCCUGACUCAGUGGCUAUUCCUUUUCGGUGCCAGAGCACAUCUGCUAGUCUCACCUGGGGGGGCCUGUGAGCCCCACAGCAGUGUGUCCUGCUGAGUUAAACAAAUGCACCAAAGACACAGGAGGCCACAGCUGCUGAUGCAUUGGUAGCUUCCAACUUGCCAAUACUCUAACCCUUUGUGGCCUAAACUUUUGUUCUUUAACAAAGCUUUUUAGCCACCCUUAUCUGUGACAUGAAUGACGUAUUUUAAUGAAAACAACUUUCACACUGUUUAUUGAGGGUAUUUAUCCUUGGUGGGACAUGAGUCCCAGCAGGUCAUUCUCCACUGAUGUGUAAGUAAGGUAUGGAAGGUUCUACCAUCUGGGCUGGGAAGCCUCAACAGGUCGCAGAGGGUUCAAAGAAACCUAAAACCCCAAGGGUGCAGCAACUGUGAAGUUAUCCAAACAGCUGGCAAGGGGUAGAAUCUGAUGUUCUGAACUCUCUAUUUUUUUAAUCCAUAGAAAAGUGAGAAAUCUAUGUUAAAUCCCCUUCUUUAAAACCAAAUUUCGAUAGCUGUCAUCAUGCAGCACCGCCAUUCUUAAAGAAAACUUCUCUUGGGAGGUGACCCUAGUGAGCUCAGAAAUUAAUGGGAUCAAUCAGAUGCUUUGAUAUAAAGAUUACUUCUGAAUUUUCUAAUUUUCUCUCCUUUUUCUUGAGAGGAAUGGAAUCUGCAGACAAGUUUUCAGAAAUAUCCUCUAAAUUUGAUCUCUGCCAGUAGUGUCCGAGGACAAAACCCAUUUCAUCUCUGUGUGUAAUCAUCUUGGAGGCCCAAGCUAAAGGGUCCAUUAGAAGGCAGUGUUUUCUCCUCUAUGUGUCUAUAUCUUCCAUAACGGACGUCUCUUCUGAAAGUCUUUGAAAACAUUUGAAAAGCAGUUUAAUUAUCCAAAAUGAUAAAGUGUAAACAGCAGUUUUCAUGACAGGAAGGGAUGUGAUUGUUGAGACUACGAUAAAAUGAUCCAUCAGUCUCAAGUUGGGUGAUGUUGCCAUAUAGCCCAAGCCAAGGACAGGAGGGCAGACAGAUUUAAAGAUGUAGCAAAUAAAGUGGCUUUUGACCAAGAUCACUUUAAUAUGCACUGAAUGUUUUCUGAUAUUGAGUGUAUAAAAGGCUAAUGUUAGAAGGUUUAUUUUGACUAUAAAAGAGUUAUAGAUUUGAAUGUAAGGUACCUCAUGUAAAUAAAUAUGCUUCCUAGUUACGGUUACACAUCCCUCAUUUGAAAGAAUCCACAAAUGAUUAGCUAUGUAGUCAAUGGAUCCCUUCACCCUUCUCUCUUUCCUCACCUUCUGAAUUAUUUUUACAUAAAGAUUAUUAUUUCAAGUGAAAAAUCAUUAUUUGUGCCUUUUGGGAGACAUGGUUGCUCUAGAGGUAUACAGCUUACAGUCAUCCUCCUCGAUAAUAAACUUCAUAUAGAACUGAAUGAAAAGUGUUUUAUUUGCAGAGAGACUAUGAUUUUAUAGUACCUUUGAUGUUCUAUUCUAGAUAUCUACUCUAUCUAGGAACGUGUAAACAUUCUUACAGCCAUUUGCCACAUUCUUUGACAAGUUUAUAAUUUCAGUGGCUAGCUGUGAGAAGUACCUAUAUGUGAACUCAUGGUUGGUGUUCUAGAUGUAUUAAAUCUAAAUAUCUAUGACUUUUCAUCCACUGAGGCAGGGAGAAUGGACCCAUGGCACUAAACGCAAGCACAGCAUUAUUAUUAUUAUUAAUUUUUUUUGAGUAUCUAUUUUGGAGAGCAACUUUGAGGCCACAUAGCAGUUUGUAUCAUGAAACUAAUAUUUAUAGCCCCCAGUCAACUAUAGGACUGUUAUACUAAGCAGAGAAGAGCAGCUUUUUGGCUUUUGUGUUCCAUUGUAUGCCUUUUUCCUCUCUUUCUGAAGUUUUGUGCAUAGAUUAGACUUCAGAUUGACAACUCUUCAGCCUGAUGUGUUCCAUUUAUCCAUAGUCGUUACAGUAUAGUAAAUCCUGAUUUAAAGCAACACAUAUCUCUCCCCUAAGAGUGUCAACAAAGGAGGUGUGGGAAACAUGGAGCUAUAAAGGAGCUGACUGGUCAGAUUAACUGGUCUGUGCCCAGCACCUCAUUCUUUAGACAGGAAGUGGCACCCUUCUCUGGGGUCUCCCAGCUAGAAAGUGGCCCCCAGGCCACAUGCAAUCGGUGGAAAGGAAUAAACUCCUCAAACAGUGCAGCAUCAGGAGGCCUUUCAAUUUGUGGUUGCUGUAUUUUUUUUAAAGAUACCCAGUGCUAUUCCUUAAAAUAAAACUUUGACUAAUAAAGUAAAUGCCAAAGCUACUUUCCAGGUUGAUAUAUAGGUGCUUUAUUAAAUGAUACUACAGUUUCACUCCCCUCCCCACCUCCACCCCCCUUGCUUUAAAAAGGCUCUUAAAAUUGUGUUACUGCGUAAAGUAAAUCCAGCAUAGAUUUCUGAACAUAAGAUUGAUAGGGUUUCUAAAAGAAGUCGCUGUAAAGAUAAUAUCAGGUAUUCUGUGCACUUCCACAGAAGGACUAUUUAUGUUUGAAUUCCCAAAGUCUUAACAUUUCUCUAUUUUUUGUGUUGAUCCCCUUGCAGAUUUGCAUAAUUUAACCCCCUCUGUUGUCUCAGAUCUUGUUGUGUCUCCUUUACCUUUUACCUUCUUAGAUUUUCUUUAAAUUUUAUAGUUACCUAUGGGCUAGAGGAAAUAUGGUAUUUCUGUUCACUUUCAGUGUUUCAGAAUUGUUCAUUUAUUAAUCUCAUCCAUUCUUCAUUUCCUGCUGCCAUGUAGUUCUAUUUUAACAUAUAUAUUUAGUGCUUUAAAUAUUUCCUUGUGUUAUUCGACAUGAUAAUAAAUCCUUACGUAAAGAGAAGACUAUUUUAUUUUACUUUAUUUUACUUGAAAAGGAAAGGGAAUAUACUGGAACUUACCGAGUAGCUUGCCGAUUGUAUGGGCAGGGGAGCUGAAUAAAGGCAGUGAGGGAAGGAAGGGAAGCAGGCCUGCUGCCCCCGCAGCCUGAUAGAACACCGCCCCCUGCUACCAGGACGCCCUCUAUGGGCAGAAUUUUUUUUUUUUUUUUUUUUUUGGCCAAGCCGCAUGUGGGAUCUUAGUUCCCUCGCGAGAGAUCAAACCUGCUCCCCCUGCAGUGAAAGCGCGGCGUCUUAACCACUGGACCGCCAGGGAAGUUCCUGGGCAGCAUAUUUUAAGUACAAUCGUACCAGUUGGUAAGUUGACAUGAAUUUUACAUGAAACGUUCUUGACUCCCAUUUGUAGCACAAUGUCUACUUUGUUAUGCUCCUAAUUAUUUUUUUUCUAUCCCGUCUAUGUUUCCUCUAA